Exophiala spinifera is the source of this 1308-nucleotide messenger RNA. RefSeq lists its product as uncharacterized. Gene Ontology annotation, cellular component: nucleus. Gene Ontology annotation, biological process: positive regulation of transcription by RNA polymerase II. Gene Ontology annotation, molecular function: transcription cis-regulatory region binding; DNA-binding transcription factor activity. The transcript has 2 exons. The record is from RefSeq and is a predicted model, not a curated record. Lineage: Eukaryota; Fungi; Ascomycota; Eurotiomycetes; Chaetothyriales; Herpotrichiellaceae. Bases 1 to 1308 code for a protein of 435 amino acids.
AUGCCUCGAGUGUUUCGUGUACGGUUUUCCAAGAACGCCCGUUCGGUCGAUCCGAACCUCCACGUUGAUGCGGCCUCGCAUCAAGCUUUCAUUUCCGCGCACAUCCAUCGAAAGAGUCGGCCACCCCUUUGGCGUCUGGAAACACCAGAGUUUCGAAAAAAGACCACUGUUCCUGCGCCAUCUAGCUCCCUGGCCGUCGAUGCGAAUCUUUUGCAAUGGUGGCUGGAUUCAACCUGCAAGCUAUUCGUUCUGGAUCCUCAUUCUAACCCUCUGUCUUUCCCGAUCGUUGAACAUCUCGCAAUCUCUCCUGCUCUUCGUUUUGCUAUAGAGAGUUUCAGCGCCGGUCAUAAAGGCCUUUGGGGUCCCAACUCUAGGGUGGAAUUUCUCGAAAAGCGAGGCCUGGCCUUGAGUCUCUGCCGAGCCGAACUGGCAUCGAAAGCCGUACCUUUGGAAACCGUCUUCUUCACCGUCCUGCUCGUUGGCGUCACCACACCCUUUAUGGGGAAUAUCGAUGAUUACGGGAAAGAGCAUCUUAUUGGUGCGCGCGCGAUCACUGGUCUUCUUCUUCAACAAGACGAGUCGGAGCGUAGUUCGAAGAUCGGACAGAUUCUCGCUUACUAUACCUGGUGGGACAUGGCUUGCUCCUUCUGCAUCGAUCCGCAGGAAUUGCCUCCUUUGAGCACUUCAAAGGUUUUGUCCAUUAUCGGUCGUGAAACCCAGCCACUCCCCUCGCGUUUCGCAGGAUGCAUGGUGGAGAUUUACCAUUUGCUUGGACUUCUUCUGCGUUAUUGCAUGCACGUCCUUCGAGGAGGCGUCCGCGAUGCGGAACACGAAAAGACGCUGGAAAGAGCAUUGAGCGAUUGGAACCCAAUGCGAGUCCUGGACGAAGACGUAAUCUUCGCUGAAGCCUUUCAAAAACACGGCCUCAUCAUCUUCCAUCGCGUCUGUCACAUGCGAUCGGCCGACUUCGAUGAGGGAGCGGGGCCGAGCACAGCCUUAACAACCCAAAUACGCCAAUACGCCAUCACGAUCCUCUCCACAGUGUUAAAUUGUCAGAUUGGAACUCCGUUUUGGAACAACCUGACUAUCCCUCUGUUGACCGCGGGAGCCGAGCUGACGAUGGAUGAUCAAGCGCUGAGAGAGAACGUCAGACAGGCAUUAUCGUCCGUCCGCUUCCAGUGUCAGACCAUAACACUGAUGCGAGCCCAGAAUCUCCUCGAGGAAAUUUGGUCUGUACGUGACCGUGGGAUCAAGAUUUCUUAUCUGGAGUUAAUGCUUCUGAAAGGAUGGAACUUUUCCCUGGUAUGA